AUUACCCUUUCACUGGUUUCAUACUGUUUUAUCUUUCAGGUUUUGAUGGCCCUUUAUGAGAAACGUGUCCCAUUUAAAAGCCAGAUUGUGUCAUUGCUUGCACAAGAGCAGUAUGAACCAUGGUUUUUAAGGCUCAACCCUCGUGGGGAGGUGCCAGUGCUUACUGAUGGAGUGAAGGUUAUACCAGACUCCAGUCGCAUCAUUGAAUACCUUGAGGACAACUGCCAGUUCAAGCAGCUGACCCCAAAGGAGAAAGGCAGCGAGGAGAGCAAGCUCAUCCAAAGCUUCCGUGAGUCCCUGAAUGCCUUGCCCAUCCCUCUGCUCACUUAUGGAACGGCCCUCAACCCUGAGCUGCUGGACAACCCCAAGCCACCCUUCACUCCAGCUGUGUUCAAGAAGAUGGCAGAGAUUAUGAAGAAGAGGCACGUCAUCCUGAGAGAACAUGCUGAAAGGAUGCCGGAGUUUCGUGAUGCGCUCCUAAAGAAAGCAGAGGAGGCAGAGAAAGGAGUUCUUAAUAUCAAUACCACACGAGAAGAUGUUGAGGAAGCCUUAAAGAAGGUUGAUGCCACGCUGCAGGAAGUAGAGGAUCAACUCUCAUUGCAUUUACCAGAUAAUGUGGACUGUUGGUUGUGUGGAUCAUUAUUCAGCAUUGCUGAUGUAGAUUUAGCUAUUCUUUUAAAUCGCUUGAAUCAGCUGGGAUAUGAACGAAGAUUUUGGUCUGAAGGUAAACGUCCAGCAUUACAGGCAUAUUGGGAACGUAUACAGAAGAGAGAUUCUUUUAAGAAGGCUACAUACUUCUCAAUUAAUGCAGUACACAUGACUAUGCUAAGAGGAGUUUUAAAGCAGAGUAAAACUUUCUUGGCAUCUCUCACAGUUGCUUUGGGUUUUGUAGCGAUAUCUUAUAUUGUGUAUCGCCGUGUGCAACAAUCUUAGUAAGAGGAAGGUUCUUUUGUGCACUUUGAUUCAACAUGUACAAUGUGAAAUAUUUAGGUACUCAGUAUAUAGUUAAUAUAGUUCCAUGUUGUUUCAAAAAUAGCUAAAUUUAAAGUUUCAGAUGGUCUAUUUGUAACAUGUUCCACAAAGUUUUGUCCUGUUAUGUAGGGUUCCUGUCCCAGAAAUGACAAUAGCCAAAGCACCUUUGACAUAUGGGACAGUUCAUUAGGGGUAAUGGUUAUGAAAAACAGUGAACCUACGUUAUUUGUUGAUGUUGUAUAAAUAAUG
Messenger RNA from Penaeus monodon (black tiger shrimp), 1221 nucleotides. RefSeq names its product ganglioside-induced differentiation-associated protein 1-like (gene Gdap1). Gene Ontology annotation, biological process: mitochondrial fission; mitochondrial fusion. NCBI's taxonomy places the organism in Eukaryota, Metazoa, Arthropoda, Malacostraca, Decapoda, Penaeidae. Gene Ontology annotation, cellular component: mitochondrial outer membrane. The record is from RefSeq and is a predicted model, not a curated record. Bases 46 to 933 code for a protein of 295 amino acids. The transcript is spliced from 5 exons.